UGACAAUAUGGCGACCUUUCGCUUGGUUUACAAAAAUCAAAUUCAGCACGUGUGUAAAGGUGCCAAACUUAAAUCGUGAAAAUAUGGGUGACAACAGACAGGAGCAGACCUACGAUGGCCCCGCCGGUAUGCAGCCCGAUGGCGUUAUCGAGUCCAACUGGAACGAGACCGUCGACAACUUCGACGACAUGGGCCUGAAGGAGCAGCUGCUCCGCGGCAUCUACGCCUACGGUUUCGAGAAGCCGUCUGCCAUCCAGCAGCGCGCUAUUAUGCCGUGCAUCAAGGGGCACGACGUCAUUGCCCAGGCCCAGUCUGGUACUGGUAAGACUGCUACAUUUUCCAUCGCGAUCUUGCAGCAGAUCGACACCAACAUCCCAGAAUGCCAAGCGCUGAUUCUGGCCCCGACCCGUGAGUUGGCGACCCAGAUCCAGAAGGUCGUGAUUGCCCUCGGCGAUUACCUGCAGGCCCAGUGCCACGCGUGCAUCGGCGGCACCAACGUGCGCGAUGACAUGCGCAAGCUGGAGAUGGGUUGCCACAUCGUGGUCGGAACCCCGGGACGUGUGCACGACAUGAUCAGUCGUAACUUCCUGCGCACCAACCACAUCAAGCUGUUCGUCCUCGACGAGGCCGACGAGAUGUUGUCCCGUGGUUUCAAGGACCAGAUUCAGGACGUUUUCCGCAUGUUGCCGAACGACGUGCAGGUCAUCCUGCUGUCCGCUACCAUGCCGUCUGAAGUGUUGGAGGUUUCGACCCACUUCAUGCGCGAGCCGGUCAAGAUCUUGGUCAAGAAGGAGGAACUCACCCUGGAAGGUAUCAAGCAGUUCUACAUCGACGUGAAACAGGAAGGCUGGAAGCUCGGAACGCUGUGCGAUCUGUACGAUACGCUGUCCAUCACUCAGGCCGUCAUAUUCUGCAACACUCGCCGCAAGGUCGACCAGCUGACCGCCGACAUGGCCGCUGAGAGCUUCACCGUGUCUUCCAUGCACGGCGACAUGGACCAGCGGGAUCGUGACUUGAUCAUGAAGCAGUUCCGUACCGGAUCGUCGCGUGUCCUCAUCACCACGGAUCUGCUCGCUCGUGGUAUCGACGUGCAGCAGGUUUCGCUAGUUAUCAACUAUGAUUUGCCGACGCUGAGAGAAAACUACAUCCAUAGAAUCGGUCGAGGUGGACGUUUCGGUCGUAAGGGAGUUGCUAUUAAUUUUGUUACUGAAGCUGACAAGAGAGUGCUGACAGACAUUGAGAAACACUACAACACUACCAUUGAGGAGAUGCCAGCAAACUUGGCCGAUAUGCUGUAAAUUUCCAAACCCCCCUAAAUCAGCAGCAUCAACCAACAAGCAAGCAAACAAACCAACAACAACAAUACAAAAAAGAAAACAUCUCCAGCAGCAAGUGUAGUGUCACAACAACAACAACAAAAUCAGUAUAAAAAAGAAGCAACUAAAACAACAACAUCCAUCAGCAACAACAACAACGACCGAAGACGAUAAAGAAACACAAAACCACGACACGACAACGAUCGAUCGCGGAAACUAACAACAACAACAACAUCUUUCCCCCCACCAUCUCUCGGACAUCGGACGUGCGUCGAAAUCGUGAUCAAGAUCCGCAGUGAACGAAAAUUCUCCUUCCAAUUCCAGGUAACGAGAAACUUCUGUUGUCAAUCACUGGAACGAGUAAAACAAGAAAACAAACAAAAUCUGCAACUUUUCUUUCAUGUGUACCAAGAAGCUAAACAACAAUCAUCAGCAAGUUGAAUAAAAGAAACGCAAAAAAGGCAACAAAGCAAAAUUAGACACAAAGUAUAAUAUAAUUGAUACCUUUAUCACAACUUUGAAGAAAAAUCCUACUUUUUUCAAUUCACUUUCCUUUUUUUUAACUUUAAUAAUCCCCCCCAUUUUUCCUCCACAUAUAUAAAUGUAACGCGUCCCCCAGGUUUAGUGCUAGUUAGGGUCAGUCAACGCAGUUAAAAUUAUUCUAAAUAUCAGCGGCCGAGGCCACUGUUUCCGGGGUCUCAUCCUGAGCGGGCCCGGAAAGUGCUCACCCAGGAUGAGGCCCCGGAGCAGUGGAAUCGAGCCUGUUUGUGAAUGAGAUGCGAAACUAGCAUUAGGUGAAUUUAUACUGUUAAGAACUCCAAACUUCCAAAACCAACCAACCAACCGCGCGCAGGCCUGCAGAACAAACAGGAAGUCAGGACACGACAUGGAAAGUGACACACCGUGGGAAUCGCGUACGUAACGGAAUUGCUGACCGAUGGUCCGCCGUGUAAUUUUUCGAACUUCCUGAACGAGGGUCUUUUUUAAGCUUUUCGGUUGUACAUUUUUUGUUUAUUAUGUAUGGAAAUAUGAAAUCAUCAGCUUACAAUAAAUUUAUCUAGCCUUUU
This is a messenger RNA of Culex quinquefasciatus (southern house mosquito), 2383 nucleotides long. It is a transcript of the gene eIF4A, whose product is annotated as eukaryotic initiation factor 4A. The record is from RefSeq and is a predicted model, not a curated record. Lineage: Eukaryota; Metazoa; Arthropoda; Insecta; Diptera; Culicidae. The coding region runs from base 84 to 1298 and encodes 404 amino acids. Gene Ontology annotation, cellular component: cytoplasmic stress granule. Gene Ontology annotation, molecular function: ATP binding; translation initiation factor activity; RNA helicase activity. The transcript has 5 exons. Gene Ontology annotation, biological process: cytoplasmic translational initiation.